AUGAAUGAAAGGAAUCUCUUACAACUUCGACUAUCACAUUUUAUCUUGUAUGAUGUCUCAGACACUCAUAUACCAGAAGAAUGGAUUUUAGGCAGUUGGGUACAGCAGUGGAUGACGAUGUCCAAGCAAGUAUCAGAGUCUUACAAGGUCCUUCAUGAAAUCAAGACAAAUAUAGUACGUAGAAACAUCUUCCGAAGGUCUACUAGCGGACCUUGCUCUGUGAGAAAUCACACCGUAGGAGUGACCGCGCCUCUCGUCAGUGACACACAAGUUGAGCAAAGAUAUAAGCUUCAGAAGCACACAUUUGAGAGCCAAUGGUGGCACAAGUAAGGUAAGAUAUCACUAGCGAAAUAUGAUGUGUUGCAAUCGCAGUCCUUUCAGCGAGCUGCCUUUACGUUGUGGGCGCGAACACUGCAUUGCACGGUCAUAACCUUUAACGCUCAUGGACUUGAUAUUUUCCGAUAUAUCUAGAUCUUCCAAUAAGCGUCACUAGAUGAAUAUUUUUCCCUUCAUUCUUAAUUAACAGGAUUAAUGUCAGUCAUUUCCUCAUAAUACUCCAGCAAUCCUUUUGCUAUAUCACGCGGAUGGCUCGGAGAGGAGCAGAAGAGUGUGGGAUCGGUGGGGUGGGGUGCACAGAAUGAGCUCGACCUGACGCAUCAGGGGUUGUUCAAGAGACUUACUACUUCAAAUCAGCACUCGGGAAAGGAAAGAAACGCACUUAAUGGGUUCUUCCUUCAGCAUAUACAGAGCAUGAAUACGCCGUAGAGAGUGCUUGCAGUCUGUCCCGCACAGCUCUCAUGUGGUGUAUCGCGAGAGGUAACACCAAGGAACGAAUGCUCUCACCAUCUGAUUCAUGCUCCAGCUACACGGAUAUAAUCAGCUUGUCACACAUCAAAACUAAGUUGUCUCGCGUCAGCAUGUCGUUAUGCUGCAUCGAUACAUCGGCUAUGUUAGAGGAUGGUAGCUUCACUUUCGAGAGCUUAAAUCUUACCACAUAGCGGUAUGCAUGGCAUCUUGACCGCGAUUUCGCUUCGCCCGUGUGCUCCCGCUGCUGUGGUGCAGCUUUUUUCACUUGACAUUUGAUAAUAGAGGAUUCAGUAAUACUUACUUUUCACGCAGUAUUGGUUCUAAGGUUUUUGGAGGCACAUUGUUUUCUUAUGUGGAGAGUAGGCGGUGCUACGCUCGUAAAUCUAUGGAGAAAGAUGACGGCUGCGACAAAGCUGAUUCUUUCUCAGUGACUAUCACUUGGAUCUUUAUAUGCCCUCCAGACCUUAUUGUCAUUAUGGCGGCUUGCAUAAUUGCUAAGAGUUACAAGCUCAUCUUAAAAAGAAAGUAUCUCCUAUAUAUUUGUAUAUGUAUCUGAACAAUAGAUCCUUAUUGUGCGUAUCAUAUUAAAAUUUGAGAUUGAAAAAAUGAAGUGCUUGCCCUAGUUAGUUUCAUUUAAUUAGCUUUUGCUAACCAUUGUGUCAGUCAAAUCGUAACUCUGGCGAUUUCGGAUCUAUUUAUUUUUCACCCUUUAUUCUGUAUAUUGUGGUUUUUUUCGUUUUUGAAUUCUUUAAGACAAAAUCUGACGUCAAAAA
Messenger RNA from Phytomonas sp. EM1, 1580 nucleotides. The record is from the annotation of a GenBank genome assembly. NCBI's taxonomy places the organism in Eukaryota, Euglenozoa, Kinetoplastea, Trypanosomatida, Trypanosomatidae.